Ornithodoros turicata is the source of this 1740-nucleotide messenger RNA. Its product is annotated as Y-box factor homolog. The transcript has a single exon. The coding region runs from base 105 to 1262 and encodes 385 amino acids. The record is from RefSeq and is a predicted model, not a curated record. Gene Ontology annotation, biological process: regulation of gene expression. Gene Ontology annotation, molecular function: nucleic acid binding. NCBI's taxonomy places the organism in Eukaryota, Metazoa, Arthropoda, Arachnida, Ixodida, Argasidae. Gene Ontology annotation, cellular component: nucleus.
GGCAAGCUCAUGCGCUGCAUGAGCCACACGUGUCUUUUAUUCCACACCGAGACCAGAAGCAGCAACAGCAAAGGGCCCAGCGUGGAACAUCGCCGAGACACAGCAUGGGCGACUCGGUCAAGAAGAAGCCUGUACUCGCCGAGCGGGUGCUGGGAACCGUGAAAUGGUUCAACGUAAAGAACGGCUAUGGAUUCAUCAACCGGAACGACACCCACGAGGACAUCUUCGUUCAUCAGACGGCCAUCACCCGCAACAACCCGCAAAAGGUGAUGCGCAGCGUCGGCGAGGGAGAGGUGGUCGAGUUCGACGUCGUUGUUGGAGAGAAAGGUCGUGAAGCGGCCAACGUGACUGGCCCCGAUGGAGAAGCCGUUCAAGGAAGUCCGUACGCUGCAGACCGGCGUCGCUUUCGUGGACGCUGGUUCCCCAGGCCACGUCGCUCGAUGUCCCGAAGGGGGCCACCGCCACAGGAGAUGGAAGACCUUCCCGACACCAGGCGUCCCCCGCCGCAGCGUCGAGGGCCCGUACCGAGAUCCUUCAACCAAAGGUUCUACCGUCGCCCUAGGGGUCUUCUGCGAAACUCCCUUCGAGAUGACUUUCGCAGGGCGUACGAGUACGAAGAGUAUGAAGACAUCAGAGACCUGCGAGUAGAACGGAGACCACCAAGAAGGUUCUACGGAAGGUACUUCAGGCGACGUCGCGGACGAUCAAGGAGCGAGCAUGACGACGUGGACAGCUACAGGGAUGACGAACCACGUUUGCGAGACAGGACGGCGGGCUCCUGGAGGAGGCCGUCAUUUAGGCCGCGUCCAAGACCUCGGUCGGCUUCGCCGAGGCAGAGGGGAAGUGGAGGCGCUGGCGACGGCAGGAGUGACCGCGCUCUCAGCAGAGACCAGUCAUCGGGAGAGAGCGUCGUCGAGACUAAAGAGACUGUUCGCAAGAAGCGACGCGAACCACCUGAGGCGACCGAGGAGCCCAGAAAGGAAGUGGCAGCUGAGGCGGCUUCCGAGGAGUCGUCAGAGAAAAAGAUCGAGAGAAAGGCCGAGAAAUCGAGAUCGUCUUCAGAUCAACAGAAGCCGGAGCCUGUGCCCCGGGCCCAUAGCGAGACGAAGGCGCAGAAGACUACGCAGACCGAACCCGUGGCCACACGCGAGACAACGAGCGAGAAGGCGAUUCGGUCGCCACCUGGAAAACCCGACGGCCCAGCAGGGGACGGCGACCGGAAGGCUGCUCUGGAGGAGGUCAAAUUUCAGGCCGAAGAAUGAAGUGAAAGGUUGUGGAAGCCUGGGGACAAAAUUCGUCGUCGGUGGUGCGCCGUGCAGAUCUCCGUGCUAUAUUUUUGCUGUUAGUUGGAUGCAUCUGCGGACUGCGGAGGAAUGCCACAGGUGCCGAACAGUUUUGCGAGCUCUUUUCCUUUGCGUUCAUAACGUUGUGUGGUCUUUUUAAGCGUAGGGAAAAUUUUGCAGUUCAUUCUGCGUGAGUGGCUUUUCAGGUCCUGCUUGGUUUAAUAAGUUCUGGAAGGGUUUAACGUUGUAGCUACACGAUGCAUUUUCUUUGGUUUUUGGAGGUCUGCCGGACUCCGCGACGGGAAUUGCCUCAGAGGGGAAGUUCGUUUCAAUGUGCCGUUACUAUUGUACCUGUGACUAUCGUGCGUAGAAAUUCUUCCAGGCGUCGACUCUGUCUGUGAGGCACUUGUUGAAACGGGUAGUCUUUGUGAACAAGUAAAACAUCUUGCAAAGUUCA